AUAAAAAAUGAUCAAACACGAUGAAAUGUAUUACAAUGAAAGAAAGCCCGUGCCAAAUUUGGGUGUAUUUAAAAACUUUCAACGAUUUCUCUGGAAUCCUGAAAAAAAAUCUUUACUUGGUAGAAAUAAAGAAGAAUGGGCUCAAGUGUGUGUGUUUUACAUGUUUUUUUUUGGUGGACUCAUUUUACUUACUUCUUUACAAUUGUGGAUUACUUACAUGUAUGUAUCCUCUUUUGAUAAACCAUUCUAUGAGUAUAGCAAAAUAUCCCCAAGAACUUGGUUGGAGCCGAAUCGAAAAUCAAUGUUUGAAAUGUCAUCAUUGAAUAGUCAUGGACCAGGAAUUGUUUUAAAACCAAAUAUUAUACCAAAUUCGAAACCUCCUUUGAUUUUAAUUGACGAAUCUCACAAAAUGAACAAAGUAAAAAAAUAUGUAACGGCUGUAAAGAAAAUGUUAUCAGAGUAUAAUGUCGAUCAAUCCAAAUUCGACAUUAUCUGCAACAAUUCAUUACGUAAUCAAAAUAUGAAUAAAGCCUGCUACUUUGAUAUUCAAACAUUAGGCCAAUGUUCAAAAGCACCAUAUGGGUAUACUUGGCCACCUCAACCUUGUGUUUAUAUUAGGUUCAACAAGAGAUUUGGAUGGAUGCCUAUCUUCUAUAAUCAAGCUUUCUAUUUGCCGAAAACAAUGCCACAAUGGUUGCAAAAAACCAUUCAGAAAUCUGACAAAUUCUAUGUAUGGCUGUCAUGCGAGGGAGUGAGCAACAAUGAUACUGUGUUAAUGGGAGAAAUCGAUUAUCUGCCAAGUCCUGGAUUCCCUAUCCAAUAUUUUCCAUUCUUCGGACAGAUUGAUUAUCAUACACCGAUUGUAGCACUGCAGUUUAAAAAUUUAACAGUCAAUCAACUAAUCAAUAUAGAAUGCAAAGCUUGGGCUCAAAAUAUUGAUAAUGAAAACCGUUAUAAUCUGGAUUUUCGAAUAUUAAUAAAAAAUCUAGAAAUAAUAAUGUGA
Messenger RNA from Ceratosolen solmsi marchali, 1003 nucleotides. Its product is annotated as sodium/potassium-transporting ATPase subunit beta-like. Bases 8 to 1003 code for a protein of 331 amino acids. Lineage: Eukaryota; Metazoa; Arthropoda; Insecta; Hymenoptera; Agaonidae. The record is from RefSeq and is a predicted model, not a curated record. The transcript is spliced from 8 exons. Gene Ontology annotation, molecular function: ATPase activator activity. Gene Ontology annotation, cellular component: sodium:potassium-exchanging ATPase complex. Gene Ontology annotation, biological process: intracellular potassium ion homeostasis; intracellular sodium ion homeostasis; potassium ion import across plasma membrane.